This is a messenger RNA of Penicillium macrosclerotiorum, 1812 nucleotides long. RefSeq names its product serine/threonine-protein kinase. Gene Ontology annotation, molecular function: ATP binding; protein serine/threonine kinase activity. The transcript is spliced from 4 exons. The record is from RefSeq and is a predicted model, not a curated record. Gene Ontology annotation, biological process: protein phosphorylation; mitotic DNA damage checkpoint signaling. Lineage: Eukaryota; Fungi; Ascomycota; Eurotiomycetes; Eurotiales; Aspergillaceae. Bases 1 to 1812 code for a protein of 603 amino acids. Gene Ontology annotation, cellular component: nucleus.
AUGAGCACCAUACAGAAUAUCAAGAACUUCAUUCGGCAUGGGAAACAAGCUCGGUUGGUGACCCCCCACUCCGAGCCCACCACCGACGUGUCCACCAUCCACGCCGAGCAACAACCACAGCCCCAAGGCCAAUUCUCCCCCGCCCUCGGCGCAUUCGAUACGGGGGAUCGCGAAAAGCAUGGCCAGGCAGCCGCCCAGAAGCCAUCCGACGCCCAGGUCCGGCGGGAUCGCUCCGUCGAAAUUGAACGGUUGGUUGCGGAGGAGAACAUGAAUCGCUCCAAGAUGCCCAAAUACCCCGGUCUCGAGCGUUGGAUUUUAGUCGAGAAGAUGGGCGACGGCGCCUUCAGCAACGUCUAUCGGGCGAAGGACUCUACUGGUCAGCAUGACGAGGUGGCCAUCAAGGUGGUGCGGAAGUUCGAGAUGAACAGCAAUCAGCGAGCGAACAUUCUCAAGGAGGUCCAAAUCAUGCGCAACCUCGACCAUCCCCACAUUGUGAAACUGAUCGACUUCUCCGAGUCCCGCCAAUAUUACUACAUCAUUCUCGAGCUCUGCCCUGGUGGCGAGCUGUUCCAUCAGAUCGUCCGGUUAACAUACUUCAGCGAAGAUCUCAGCCGACACGUGAUUGUACAGGUUGCGAAGGCAAUUGAAUACUUGCACGAGACAUCGGGCGUGGUGCAUCGUGAUAUUAAACCGGAAAAUCUACUAUUCUACCCGAGUCCCUUCGUACCGAGUCGCCGUCCCAAGCCCCAACAACCGGGUGAUGAAGAUAAAGAAGAUGAAGGAGAAUUUAUUGCGGGCAUCGGCUCCGGUGGUAUCGGGAAGAUCAAGAUCGCGGAUUUUGGGCUGUCCAAGGUGAUCUGGGACAGUCAAACUAUGACUCCUUGCGGAACUGUCGGGUAUACAGCCCCAGAGAUUGUGAAGGACGAGCGCUAUUCAAAGAGCGUCGACAUGUGGGCCAUGGGCUGUGUUCUCUAUACGCUUCUCUGUGGUUUCCCACCCUUCUAUGACGAGAGCAUCCAGGUGCUUACAGAGAAGGUGGCGCGCGGCCAGUACACCUUCCUCUCGCCGUGGUGGGAUGACAUCUCCAAGUCUGCCCAAGAUCUCAUCUCCCACUUGUUGACUGUGGACCCGGAGAAGCGUUAUACCAUCAAAGAGUUCCUGGAGCAUCCUUGGAUCCGACAAACCAACGAAGAAACGACUCCCGCAGCUGAUGCGCCUCCCUGGCUACGCCAAUGGGCCAGCUCGCGUGUUCUGGAUAUUCCGUCUACUGCGUCCGAACGUCGAAUGGAUUUCCGCUCGCCUGGCGCGUUCAACCUGCGGGAAGUGUUCGACGUCGGUUAUGCCGUCCACAGACAAGAGGAGGAAGGCAAGCGCAGGCGGAAUCGUCAACAAAAUGCUGCUCGCAGUGGUCAUCCAUUGGCUGGUUUCCAAUCUGCUCUUGGCUCUCUCAACGAAACUUAUGAUGAUGAAUAUGACUAUCGUCCCCAGGCUGAAGGAAACCGAGACCAGCCACCGACCAAAGUCGCCAAAGGCAGCACCCAGCAAGGAGGCGGCGACAUGGCAGGCAUGGAAGCCAAGCUCCGGUCCACGAACCUCGGGGCCCAGAGCAGCGCUGCCCAAGCUCGGCAGGCCGCCCGUCAACCACGACAACAAGGCUACGGACAGCACGAUGCGACUGUGGCUGCCGCAGCCAAGCAAGCUAUUCGCAAGCCUAAUGCAGCUUUCGAGCUUAGCCUUGAUAAUGCGACGUUGCUCGAGAAGCGUGGACGUCGGAAUCAGGCGCCACCGCAACAGCAGCAGCAGGCGGUCUAA